UGCGUGCGUGCAGUCUAACGGUAUUGAACGGCAACGAAAGCAAACGACACAAAAAUACCGAAGAGCACCAAGUUUAGAGAGAGAGCGAGAGAGUAACUAACUGCUUGGCGUUGAGCGCGCGCGCUCAAAAACGAAACCAAGAAGUCGAAGAGAAGAAGAAGCAGCAGCAGAAAGCAGAAACACAAGCAGAUAUUGUAGUUUGACUUUGCGCUUCCGUCGCAGCGUCGUCGUCGUCGUUGUCGUCGCCGUUGUCGUUGUAGUUGUAAUUCCUUUUUUUUCGGUUGUUGUUGUUGUUAUUAAUAUUUUUUUUUUUGGAAAUUGUUGGUGAAAAGUUACAAAAAUAAAAACAACCCGAGAGCGAGAGAGAAGAAUAAAUUAUUAAUAAGGACAAGUGUGGGAGAAUAUAAAAAGAUAUAACAAAAUCAAAAAAAAAAAGAAAAGAAAGAAGCAAACACACAAACAUUCAACGAGGCGAGAGCGAGCACAAAAGAGAGAGUGAGAGAGAGCAGAAAGGAAGCGAACUUUUGGCACACGAUGAUGGAGCAAACGCUGCGCAAACAGACAACAACGACAAGCGGUCCCAGUUUAACGGGAACCGGAACCGGCACCGGCACCGGAAAUGGCAGCGGGGACAGGGACAGGGAAAGGGACAGGGACAGGGAAUGGGAACAGCAACAGCUCAUCGUCCUCAUCAUCGACGGUGUCAUCGGCCACCUGUUCAGCGAAUGCGACAACAAUCGUUGCCAAGCAACGGCCGCCGCCAUUGAAAACGGCCACGACGACGGUGACAACGACGCUCGUCAGCAGCAAUGAAGGCGGCCAACCGCUGCCGAUGCCCCAUCCCAGCGGUGCAGGCGGUGGCAGCAGCGGUGGCGGUGGCGGUGGCAAUUAUCGUGGCACCACAACGCUAACGACACCAUCGACGCCGCGCAUCGAGUUGAGCCGGGCGUCGAGUUCAUCGCAUCACGAGGAGGACAGCCGGGAAAGCAGUCCGGAGAAUGUCUUCGAGCAGGUCGGCACUGGCACCCUACAGGAAACCAUUGGUCUCGGUUUUCGCGAAGAGGGCGCCCUCGAGCUACGCAGCUCCACCGAGGAGCUCUAUUUCAUGGAUCCCGAGCAAAAGAAAGAGGAGCAAGAGCGCCUCCAGCAGCAGCAGCAGCAGCAACAGCAGCAACAACAGGUGAGUGAGACGAAACGCUCCUCGCCGCACAUCUUCAAGUUUGACGAUCACCAGAGCUAUCUGCAACAGCACCAGCGCAAAGAUUCCGCCAGCUCCGAGGUGGCCGCCCUGCUCUGCAUCUCGGGACGCACCAGUCGCAUCUCAAGCGUCGGCAGCCAAGGCUCCGCAGUCAGUCGCCUCUCCGCCGUGUCGUGUGUGUCACGCUCCCCGUCACCACAUCGCAUGCUGCUCGAAACAUCGUUUUGCGGUCCCAAGCCCAUGGAACCGGGCAGCGAUGGUGUGCUAAGUGGUGCUGCGAGCAAUGCCUCAACAGCGCCCAGCUCAGCGCAAAGCCUGGGCGAAGCAACGCUGGCGGUGGAACAAUUGCUGUUGGCGCGCACCAAACACGAUCCCACGCAGGUGGUGUUGGCCGAGGGCAUACAGAUGCAAAUGCAGCCAGCGACCAAGAUGGGCACCACAACACGCAAAACGAAGCAGCCGCCCACAACGCUGGCCAACGGGGAACGCAACAGCAGCAGCAGCAAAGCACCCACAAGCAGCGCAACGCAGUCCAGCAAGAUGGGCGCCCAGCGACGUAGCACCAAAAGUCCCGGACAAAUGGUCAUAGGAAAGACGGCCAGCGGGACCGAGUACAUACGCAUUAAUCUGCGACCCGAUCACAUGUACAGCGACAAAGGAAUUGCGGCCAACGAGCGUGUGGUUGAGGCGCCCAAUCAACUGACGCCUGUCUACUCGAAGGGCACACAACCCAAGCCGCCGCCCGCAUCGUUGUGCCUGCAGAGCGGCGGUCUAGACGAUGAUCAGCAGCAUCGUCUGACGCCCACCGCAAGUCCGAAGCCCGGACGUCAUGCGUUGCGUCUGACAAGUCGUUCGCCCUCACCGGCUGCAGCCGCCGGCGGUGGAGGUUCUGUGUCACGCAAAAGUUCAUUCAGUUCGCUAUUUCGACUGGGUGGUAAAGAUUCACCCGACUCGCCACGGGAAACGUCACGUUCGCGCAGCAAGAGCAAAGAACGUCCCUCGACCGCAUUGGGACACGGUUCGAGUGGCGGUUCACAGAACGUGACGCCCAGCAAACAGAAGUCGGUGCUGGCGAUAUUUAAGCCGGGCAAACGUGGCAGCAGCGCUGGCUCCAAGAGCUCAUCACCGAUUGAAGGUGCCACCGAGGCGCCACCGCCGCCGCCACCAGCGCCCGGAGGCGCCGGACGCAGUCGGACACCGGCGCCCGGCUCGCGACCGAAUAGUCGGCUGCGCUACUACGACGAACCCGUCGAGGGUUACAUCCAUAUACCCUUGCACACGCCUCCCGAAGAACGUGAGGCACGCACUCUGCUCCAGGGUAUACAACAGCUGGCGGCAGCGCCAUCGCCACCACCGCUAUUACCCACAGCAACACCGGCAGUCACAAGUGCCACAGCCACACGCAUCGCAGCUGUGGCACCGAAUGCAGCGCCCGCGGGCGCCGGAGCUCCCAUCACAGCCAGUCAGCUGGCGGCCGCUGCGGCCGCUCUGAAACCCGUGGGACAACGGAAGGCGGUACCAGCGCCACCGCCGCGCACACAACACGAUCUGGAUGCCAUCGAUACGCUGCCACCGCAGGAGGAGCUCGAACAACAGCAGCAGCAGCGCAACUGGAGCCUGGAGGUGCAACGGCAUAGCUCGUCCCAGGAAUCGCAGGAUACGCUGCAAUCGAUUAGCUCGGUGGUUAGCGCACGUGCCGCAAAUCUGGCUCAGGUGGCGGAAAAUUGCAAUGCGGAGCAAUUGCAACGACUGCCGUCGGUGGACAGCACACAGAGCGCGUGUGAGCCGCGUCUGGUGCAAACGGUGGCCACGGUGAAUGCACCCAUCGAGGAUGCGGUGGCCAAGGAGCGACGUCGUCUGUUGUUUGCCACACGUCUGGGCUCGGGCAGCCAGGAACAAUUGUUUAGCACACAGUUUAGCAUCUCAAAGACGGAAAGUCAGUCCAGUCAGUUAUCCGAGCAGGUUCAAUUGCCGGACUCCACUGGUUCUACCGGCUCCGAUGCGACUAACGACGGCAUCCUACAACGUCAGGGCACCGUCAUUCGACGCACAGAUGUGCCGACCGGCCAGGUGACUGCUGCGAGCACUGUACGCUCCAGUUCCGAGGAGGAUGCGGAUGAGCAACCGGUCAUUGUGAGUGCUGCAGCUGUUGUCAUGCGCAGCAAGCACAAAUCGUGCUCCAACUCCGAGGAGGAAUCACCGGGAGCAGCGGCAGUAACAGCUGCUCCACAACAGGCGGCCGAUGUGCGACACUCGCGCUAUCUAGAGAACUUUGAUGUACGCAAAAAGUAUCACGAGAAUGUGACGCCACGGGAGUCCAACACGCCACACGUCGCUCAAGCCCAACCUCCAACUCAGCCACAACCUCAGACACAGUCACAGUUGCCACAGGGACAUGGCACCGUGCCACGCAAGCCCAAGCGACAGAGUGUGCCGGAAGUGAAACCAAUUGCCAGCAGUCAGACGCCCACGACGCCCAUUGCGAGUGAACUGCCCGUGGAAGUACCCCCCAAGCCAACAACGCACCCAUCGACUGAGGAAGCGAUGGAACUGGACGAGGAGGCGACGCCACCAACGCAUGUCAGCAACGAACGUGACGAACGACGCCAUUCAACGGAUGAUCACGAACCCAUUGAGUCGUCGGAGAGUGAACGUGACUCGGACAUGGCGGGCAGCUCUUCAGUGGCAACGGCAGUUCCUGUGGGCGCCGAAGCGAAACGUCAUCACUUUCCGCGCAACGUUUGCCUGAUCGAGGAGCACGAAAGCACCGGUCUGGUGUCACAGGAAUCGUUCGACGAUGAGCUACCCUAUGUGCCCACCACACUGCCGGAGGAGCGAGCUCAGGGCGUGCCUCUGAUACCGAUGAAGGAACGCGCCAAUAUGGAGCUAAAGACAUGUCCCGUGGAUCGGCCGCGUUCCACAACGCCGCUGAAUCCCUCCCAUCUAGAGGAGUAUUGCACCGGCAUAAUGACGCCACAGGAAUCGCCACACGCGGCUGCCGGUCACGAGCUGGACAUUGGCGGUCCGGUACGUGGCGAGAAGUUGCGCAUCAGUUUGCCACGCAAGGACUCGACGAUCAAGGACAAGGGACAAUGCAGCAAGUCCCCACGACGCGUCUCCAAUGCCAGCGGAAAGUCGUGGUUCGAGUUUGCCGAGGAAGGACUGCGUGCCAAUAAUCUGGAGCGCAAGGACUCCAACAAACAACUGCUGCCAGCUGCACCAACCACGGCUGCAACGUCAACGCCAACGCCAGCGGUCGCCACGCCGCAAACGCCCUCAAGUCUGGAAGAACCAAAGCCGAAAGCAUCGACGCAACGCAAACUGUCCGGCCACUGGAUUGACUUUGAGAACAUACCGGAGAAACGUAAACCCGCCAAGCGCAUUACCACGCUGCCCAAGGAGACAAUAACCACAACAACCACGGCCAUCACAAGCGCCUCGUCAGCCUCGGCCUCGGCGUGUGCCAGCUCCCAUCGCACGCAUCACAGUCACACACACAGCCACAGUCAUGCUGGCCAUCAGCAUCAUCAUCAUCAGUCGCAGCAGCAGCAACAUCAGCAGUCGGCAGGACGUCAACAGGAUGCAACUGCUGGCGGUGAUAAACUGCACUACAACUACGUGAAACCCGAGGAUUGUCAGUGCGAAUGCCAUGAGGCGGAACGCGUUGAAUCGUCGGUGGGUGAACGGGAUAAGGACACGAGCACAGGCACAGGAACCGGCACGGGUACAGGCAGCGAUUCCCUGGCCUCGGUAGAUGUGGAGCUACUGCAGCAGGGCGAGGAUAUGUUGCCGCUACUCGAACCUGAAACGCAGCCAGACACGAGAAUUUACUCGGAUGAGCCGCUGCCACCGCCACGUCACAGCAACAAACCUACUGGCUCCAGGGUGGAUGAGUUCCCUCGACGCGAUGCCGCACAGAGUUCCAGAAAUCGCAAAUUUCCCGAUAGAAAGUAAGCAAAUCAAAACAAAAAAGAAAACAAGCAAAAGCAAAAUGUAUGUGGGUAUGCGUGAUGUUUUUUUUUCCUAAACUAAGACCUAAACUAUUUGCAUCUUCAGGGUAGCUAAACCAAUAAAUUCUCACUCUAAAAGUCGAUCAGGAUUGCUAAACUCCUGAUCGGUAUCCUUAAUAAAUGUACCUCAAGCAGUGCGGUUGUUAUAAGCAAAGUGUUGGCAAGGAAAAUAGCAAUGAACGAAGUAAAGCCUAUUAGCAUUGGAUUCUAUUAGCUAAUUAUAUACAAUACGAUACGAUACGAUUACAUAGCAAUGCAUCUUACAUUCAGAUAUAUAGGAAAACGGAUAAAUACAUUAAUGAAUAAUUAAUAUGUAUGUAUAUUAUCUAGGGUAAAACUUUUUUGAUAGGUGCAAUUAAGAAACCCUCGUCUAGAACCUUAGACCUUAGACCCAAGAUUAACCCAAGUGCAACUCUGCUUUUCGAGGCGAAUUAAAACAGUUGAAUGUGAUCUCUUAAAUGUUAUGAUCUAUAGCAUGAUGGAUUAUGUUGUCUCUAACUGUUGUCUGUCUCUGUCUCUAUCUCUCUCUCUUUUUCUAAGUAUAACAUAUAACUACUGAUUGUUCGGAUCGGUUCGUAACUGUUAAGUCGCUGUAUUGUAUUAACAUAGUAGUUGUUAUCUCACAUAUAUAGCUCAGUAUCGUACAACAUAAUAUAUACAGAUACCAACCUUAAAAUGUAUACCUUAAUUAAUUGGGAAACUUCUGUUAGACGGUGGGUGCGGCACUAUCCCAAAAAGACAUCACAUGAGAUAUAACAAUAAUAAUAAUAAUAAUAAUUGUAAUAAUACUAUUAUGAAUACUCGUACUUAAUGACAAGUCUGAAGACUGAAAACUGGUAACCUUGCUAGCAUCUUGUAUCUAUACAACCCGCCCACCAAAACCACAAAAACCAAAAAAAAAAAUGAUUAUAAAAACAUAAAACAGAGCUAGCCUAUUGCCAACCCUAAUCGGUCGAGCCUUAGUUAACACACCUACUAAUAAUGCUUUUCAAAUUACCUUAAACAACUUAUAUAUGUUACAUACAUACAUAUAUAGCCAAAAAUACUGCCAGCAUUAUGUUCGUCCAUACUCUUGCAUUUGCGUAAUUUCAUUUUAAGAAUUGUCCGUCUAACCGAACUCAGCUCAAAUUGGCACAACUUUUUCUUAUUAAACUCAUUCGCCAUUGAAGCUAGUGAAAUUAGUUGUAAAAUCUUAAACAAAAUAAUUAUUAUUAAAUUAUAGUAUUUCUUUAAAAUAUCGCCUUUGCAAGCGUAUCUAAGCUUCGGCUUGCCGUUGUAGACAAUUUCUUCAAAUUCUUAUUGUUUAUUUUAAUUUUUAGUUGAUGGGGUUCACAUCUAGCAAAAAUUGAAACGAGUUUUCCUUGAGCACAAUCCACAAGCGGCAGGUAGCAAAGGUUAACCCCAAGCGUUUAUGCGUAGACAUAUAUCACGAAUUCAAUACCAACAACAAAAACAAAAUAUAAACAAAUUUGCGCGAGAUAGUAAAUGUCAUAGCUUAAUCUAUGUAGAUUUAAGGGGAAAGAAAAUAAUUUGAUAAAAAUUGUCGAAGAAGAGGAGGGAAUUGAAGAGGAGAACACACUUUAGCUAGUAUUUAAAUACCAAAAUUGAUUGAUAUUAGCGCAACGGACAUUCAUUUAAUGGAAAGAUAAAAACCAAAAAAAACAAAAAAAAUUCUAUGAAAAUGAUAAAAUAAACUUUAGGUAAAUUAUACAAAAAUAAGGAAAAGAAAAAUUAAACGAAAAUAAUAAUAUAGAAAAGAACAUUUAAAAUGUGCUUCAAAACGCAAUAACAGGCUAAAGAAAAACUUAAGAGUUUCGGCACUGAAUUCAUCAAUAAUUAAAUACAAUGUAUUUGUAUUAAUCUUAUGACACAAAAUUGUGUAUGAAUGCAUCGUGUGGUUGACUGUGAAUGAGUGUGUUUGCAAUUUUUUUUUUAAGUAGUUCCUGACCCUGCAAAGACCUAAGCGGACAAGCACAAAAUGCACUUGACCUAACACAAAAACAAGAAAUUCUUGAAUUAAAUAAUAGUAUUAAUAAUGAUAAACAUCAAAUGCAAAAUGUUACAAACUUGUACAAUAAUUUAACGAAUCAGGCAGCAUCUCAAAUUCGCAUCAAAAUGUGCGCAAUUUUGAAUGGCAACUGAUCGAAGCCCAUUAUAUACAUACAUAUAUGGUAUAUCAUUAAAGAUUUAUAUAUACACAUGAGAAUAUAUAUGAAUAGAUUCCUUUCAAAUUUUUGACUCUUCUUUUUUUUCGGCAUAUACCAUUAUAAAUGCUUCAAAUAUUUCUACAUACUUAUAGUAUAAAAUAAAUUUAAAUUUAAAUUGAAAAUGAAAAAAAUAUAUAUGGUAUACACAAUAUAUUAUAUAUUAUUUUUUUUUGUGAGCUAUUUAUUGUAUUACCUACACAAAACUAACGAGAGAACAUAAAGCAAAGAAAAAUCAAGAAACGCUGAUGAACAUGAAACACAAUGAAUGAAGAACGAAGAGCAAAGCAAAGCAAAACAAAAAAAAACUGUUGUUGAAAAUGCAUUUAAAAUACCAGAAAAACAAAAACAAAAUGUUUAAAAAUUUAUUAAGCAAGAAAAAAAUUCAAAAAAUGACUUCAAUUGUUACAAAAAUUUCAACAUUCAUAUAUACAAAACAAAAAAACCAAAAAAAAAAAAAAUGAAAUGAAAACAAAAUCGAAACGUAUAUGCACUUUCAUUAUUUAAAUCAAUUUCAUAUAGAUACUAUGUAUGUGAAACAAAUCGAAAAUCAGCUGCAAGAGAAAACUGACAAACGAAAUACGAAAAAUGGAAAUGGCAAAGAAAACCGCAAAAGGCAAAAAAAACACAGAACAUUAAUUGAAAAUUAUUCAUUAAAGUGACAAAACAUAUUUAAACAAAACAAAAAAAAAUUCCACAGUUGGUUUACUUGAACUUCUGGGUGGGCCAAUAAACUGAUGUAGUCGACUUGCAUAUACCCUGCAUUUUGACUAACAUUCAUUUAUAUUUUUAAAUUCGCAAAAUCUCUACUUAAUAAUGUUUAUGUAAGUACAAAAUGCUGCCUAGCUAAGCAACCUCUUUGGGAACCAACUGAAAGUAC
Messenger RNA from Drosophila nasuta, 8292 nucleotides. RefSeq names its product nascent polypeptide-associated complex subunit alpha, muscle-specific form. The coding region runs from base 620 to 5152 and encodes 1510 amino acids. The record is from RefSeq and is a predicted model, not a curated record. The transcript has 7 exons. Lineage: Eukaryota; Metazoa; Arthropoda; Insecta; Diptera; Drosophilidae.